AUGUGGUGCCAUGAUCCUCUACGCGUUGUCAACCUGUCAUGGAGGCCCCACAGCAAGGGUUCCAUCGUCGUGCUCACGGUCUUCCUCCUCUUCUGGGUCGGCAUCGACGCCAGCGUCUACACGGCCUUCUGUGGCAUCCUCUUCCCAUGGUCCACGCUGCGCCGGUGCCUGGCCUCUGCUCAUGGAGCGCUCCUGCAUCACCUCCGCGGCGUGAGCCGGCUUCUCUGCCUGCCUUGCCGGCCCAGCCUAUGGAGCCAGAGCGGCGGCGGCAGCACCGUCGGCGACGGCACCCUGCCGCAGUUUCUGGACCAAAUACAGCGGAGUCACAUGCCCGCGCUUGCCCGGGAGACGCCAGCGCAUGGCGGCGCGCGGUUGGCAACGGCGUAUGACGUCCUGGCGUACGAGCAGCCAGAGGGCGGCGGCGGCACGUCGGAGUGUGCGCUCUGCCUCGGGAAGGUGGAGAAGGGGGAUAAGGUGAAGCGGCCUCGGGAAGGGGGGCAAGGUGAAGCGGCCUCGGGAAGGUGGAGUGCGGCCUUUGUUGGCGCGCGAUUCUUGCGGUUUUGGCUGGGCCUCAGUUUGGACGACAUCGGAGCUCAGUCUGGUGCCUCGCCUAUCAGGACAUGGUCGCGGUGA
Molecule: messenger RNA, 633 nt
Organism: Triticum aestivum (bread wheat)
Lineage: Eukaryota; Viridiplantae; Streptophyta; Magnoliopsida; Poales; Poaceae
Exons: 1
Coding region: 1-633 (210 amino acids)
Source: RefSeq, a predicted model, not a curated record